GGGCCGCCUAGAGAUUUAAUUACGGAUCUGUGUUCGCGCAUUAUAUUAUACGAGCCGUUUUUCCUCACUGUUACCCUUAUUUUAUUGAUUUAAAUGUGUCUGGUUUUUUCCGUUUGCUAAGAACAAAAACCUUUCUCUAUGAAAUAAAACCCGCUCUCGAGUCGCUUGACAUCGGACCCGCUCGUUGAUUCUAAAGCCAGUGUUUUUGUUAGUGAGCGAUCCUGGGACGCGCGCUCGGUCUGUCGGCAUGUUCGGAUACCCGUCUGCAGGAUUAUAACCACCGGAAAACACCACCGCAGUCAAUAAAUUUGUGAGAGCUCAAAACAAUGAUGGACCAUUUGGCAACUACUAGUGGCACCCAGGGGCCCGUCAUGUGUGAAUCCUCUUAUCCUCCAUGUAAAAUGGCCCGUAUGGAGAAUUCAAGAGAUCUACCUGUACCGGGAGUCACUCCUGUGAGCCUGAGCUCCAAACAAACAUCAUUACACACUAACAGGAGGAAAGGUAGUCUGCUUCCCGUGUUCUGUAUGGUGGAGCAGAGUGACGUCCCACCCUCAGAGAGGAAGAGGUCGGAGCAUGCAGAAUUUGUGCUGUUGAAGAAAGACCUGCUGUUCAGCCAGAUUACAGAGGCUGCACUGCAAGAGCUGGGAUACACACACACCGCAGCGGCUCUGGCUACAGGUCAGGUUCAAGUUGGUCAUUGGAACCCUGUGUCCCUGUCCACUGUGACAGACACCUCUGACGCAACAGUAGGAGACAUGCUUCAAGAUCUUUACCAUGUCAUCACCUUAAGAAUAAAGCUACACAGUGUUUCUAAAUUAGAGGACUUGCCUGCUGAGCAGUGGACUCAUUCUACCGUCAGAAAUGCCCUGAAGGAGCUGCUGAAAGAGAUGAAUCAGAGCACACUGGCUAAAGAGUGUCCAUUAUCUCAGAGCAUGAUUUCAUCAGUGGUGAAUGGCACUUACUACGCCAGCAUCUCUGCUGCGAGAUGUCAAGAGUUCGGCCAGUGGUACAAACACUACAAGAGGGCAAAAUCUAUGAUGGGCGACAUGAACAGGCACUGCAGCCAACCCUCAUCCUCCAGCCAGCCCACCAUGUUCCAGCAACCAAUGGAAGGCAGUGGGGCGGAGUCACGUGGUAUUGUCCAGAUGCAGGCUGGAAUGCCUGGUCUAGUGAUGGCUCAGCUCCUUUCACAGCAGCAUGCCAUGUCUCAGCUUCUCACACAUGCUCACACGCACUCACACGGCCCUCAUCCUGCGCCACUAAGGACUCCUCCGAAAUGCAAUGUUUCCCCACCCACAGUGGCUCAAUGUCCCUCACCUGUCACAGAUGUGUCACCUGAAAUUUACCACUGGGUGCGUGAGGAACUAAAGAGGGCAGGGGUUUCCCAAGCGGUGUUUGCACGAGUGGCAAUCAACAGGACUCAGGGCCUGUUGUCGGAGAUCUUGCGCAAGGAAGAGGACCCACGGUGUGCAUCUCAGUCUCUUUUAGUUAACCUUAGGGCCAUGCAGAGCUUCCUGCAACUGCCACAAAGCCAGAGAGACUCGAUAUAUCUGGAGGAAAGAGAGCGGAACCUUAACUCUACCUACAACACCAAUACAAGCUCACCUCUGCCCAUUCAGGCAAAACUUUCACCGGUUUCCAAGGACAUUGUAGUGAAAGUGGAAUGCGACGAUUCUGGAAUAAACUACGGCAUCUAUGAUGAAAUACAGCAGGAAAUGAGACGGGCAAAAGUGUCACAGGCCUUGUUUGCAAAAGUCUCUGCAGCAAAGAGUCAGGGCUGGCUUUGUGAGCUCCUGCGCUGGAAGGAGGAGCCAUCGCCUCAGAAUCGUACACUGUGGGAAAAUCUGUCUCUGAUUCGCCAGUUCCUAAAUCUCAGCCAAUCAGAGCGAGACGUUAUAUAUGACCAAGAGAGCAAUACUGGGCAGACGUUCUACUCAGAAAAACACACAAGACCACUGACUGAACAGCUACAAGUGAUGCCUCAGCAUGUACUGCCUCUAAAGCAACACCAACAACUGCAUAAAAUUCCACCUCAGCAUCAUCAACCCUUUCUCCCGCAUCACCUCAUCGCCGGAUGUCCCAAAGACACUCACAUGGGCCCAAAUAUUGGAGGCAGGUCUUUACCACCAGAAGCCCAUGCAAUCCUCCAGAGCUUCAUUCAGGAAGUGGGACUACAUCCAGACCAAGAGGCCAUUCAUACACUAUCUGCUCAACUGGGAGUAGCUAAAGAAGCUGUUCUCAGCUUUUUCAAUGGUCACAACUGGCUUCGACAGGAAGAACAGGACAGCGGAGGAGAAAGAGAGAUUGAGGAAGGGGAAGACGAUUACAUGGAGGCAGAGGAGGAAUGCAGGGAUACAAUGGAAAACGACGAGGAGACGAAUGCAAACAUGAUGACAGGGAAUCAAGAUGUGGUGGAGCAGAAUGCAGCUACACAAACUCGCUUUAUCAUCACUAUUAAAAAAGAGGAGGGGCUUCCAUGUAAGGAGGAGCGUGAUAGCCCCGCCUACUGCCAAUUCAUAAACUCCUAAAAAAUACAUACACUACCGUUCAAAAGUUUGGGGUCAUUUUGUUUAAAUGAAAUUUAAUAUUUAAAAUCAGGAAGGAUGCAUUAAACUGAUCAAAAGUGACAGUAAAGACAUUUAUUAUAUGAAAAAAGAAUUUAUUCAUUUUAGUGUACUGAAAAAUAAUGUGCCAUGGAUUCCACAAAAGUAUUAAGCAGCACAACUGUUAUUUAUUUAUUUAUUUUUAUUUAUGUACUGUUUUUAGAAUCAUAUUAGAAUGAUUUCUGAAGGAUCAUGUGACACUGGAGUAUUAGAAAGGCUAUAGAAAUUAGAAAAGUUAUUUUAAAUUGUAAUAAUAUUUGACAAUUUUACUGUUUUUACUGUAUUUUUGAUCAAAUAAAUGCAGCCUGAGUGAGCAUAGGAGACUUCAAAAAAUAUAUAAAAAAAAA
Messenger RNA from Labeo rohita (rohu), 2950 nucleotides. RefSeq names its product SATB homeobox 1a (gene satb1a). The transcript is spliced from 11 exons. Gene Ontology annotation, molecular function: RNA polymerase II cis-regulatory region sequence-specific DNA binding; DNA-binding transcription factor activity, RNA polymerase II-specific. Gene Ontology annotation, biological process: regulation of transcription by RNA polymerase II; chromatin remodeling. The coding region runs from base 327 to 2528 and encodes 733 amino acids. NCBI's taxonomy places the organism in Eukaryota, Metazoa, Chordata, Actinopteri, Cypriniformes, Cyprinidae. The record is from RefSeq and is a predicted model, not a curated record.